AUGUCUAAAAUCAAGGCAAGUGAGGAGUAGUCAGAAUUAGAGAUAGAAGCUAAUGAAACACUUAAAAAGCUUGAUACUAGAUCAGGAUUGGUAGAUAUUUAUCUUGGCAACUAGGCUGAUGAGGAAUACAAUCCAGCUAACCCUAAUGAUUUUGAAAAGAUUAUUGGUAAAGCAAAAGCACUGAAGAAGGAAUUAGCUGCAAGAGUUGAAAGAGAAAGGAUAUUGAAGAAAUAGAUUGAAAUUUAGCAGUAGUAGUUACUUAACAAGGGUAAAUUGUAAGAUGAGGAAGAAGAAGAUUAUACUGAAAUGACUGCAGAGGAAGCUUACCAAGCAAGACUGAGAAAAUCUUAAGGACAUUUAGAAAAUUAAGAUGCUCCGCAAGGUUCAAAUAGAUCAGAUAAUAAAAUUAAGAAAAUGAUGGAAGCGAUGGGAUGGAAAGGUAAGGGACUUGGAAAGUAGGAGCAAGGUAUCCUAAAUCCAUUAGUCCCAAAGCUUACUGAUGGAAAUGCAGCGAUUAUUGAAGAAAGUGCAAUAGGUUUAGAUAUAAUGAUGAAAAAUGAAGAUCGUAAUCCAGCUAUUCAGAAUUAGCAAUUUAUACCGGUCCAAUUGCCGCAAAUAAGAUCCAAGGUUCUAUUAUUCAGAGACUUAGUAGGAAUUGAAGAAGUAGAUGAAGAUCUUAGAGAAGAAGUUAAAUUUGAAUGUGAAAAAUAUGGAGAAGUAUUGACAUGCUUAGUUCAUUCAGUCCCAAGUGAACAAUUGGUCAAGGUAUUUGUUGAAUAUAGAUUUUAAGUGGAGGCAGAUAAUGCUUAUAUGGAUUUCAAAAUCAGAGAGUUUAAUAAUAAACUUAUUGAUGUUGAUUUUUAUGGAGAAGACUUGCUCAGAUAAAGAUAAUUUAAUCACUAGUCACUCAACAUGUGA
Molecule: messenger RNA, 918 nt
Organism: Stylonychia lemnae
Lineage: Eukaryota; Ciliophora; Spirotrichea; Sporadotrichida; Oxytrichidae
Source: the annotation of a GenBank genome assembly